GCAGGAGCAUGACCCUAGGGGGUUAUCGCUAUUGGUCAUUCGACAAGUACACGGGCUAGCCUUUGUUUUCUGUUGUCCCUAGGAAUGAACAGCAAAGCAACAGCAAACAUUUUCUGCGUUUCGCUAAGUAAUUGUCCAAGAAAGGAGAGGGCAUAUAGGGUUUGUGGAAAUUAAGACAAUUUAAUUCGAUAUCUUAUACCCCAAUGUUGGGUGAAUAAUUAGCGAAUAGUGCGAAAUCUUACCAAUAUUCAUUCAGUGUUUGGGACACGGUGUUUGUAGAAGUGUCAGUCAAAUCUUCCUCCACGUCGCGAUGUUGGAUCCUCAGUUUUCAGAGUAAAUACCGACUUGUAGGACCGUAAGUUCAUAGCAAACAUGAGCUACAGAUCUACAGGACAAGUUGAUCUCUAAACUUGGUAUUAGCAAUUGGGUAUCAAGGCGGUAACUGCGACGAUGGAGGCCAAAUGCGGGCAUGUAGUGUAGUGUUUAGCGCGAGGUGUAGAUUUGUACGAGAAGAAUUAUAAUUUAUACACUUCAGGAUGGCAAGUGCAGAUCGUCGUAAUUACUUUUGACGGGAAUGGCUGAGAGCCAUGACGUUUACAAAUCGACGAACUCGGCAGCUACAACAAGCGGAGAAGAUAUGAAAACCGAAAGCAGUACAACAUUGUACAGUGAAAGUUCUUCCGUUGAUGAAAGAUCACCGUCCGACUCGGAUUCGCCUAGAAAUACUCCCCCGUCGCGAAGCCAGGCAAGUGAGACUUCAUCUAGUCGCCCCUCAUCUUUCCAUUCUGGACUUUCAUCAAGAUCUACCACUGAGAGUGAACUAGAAGGUCAUGGGGCAGACAACAUACGUGUUGUUGUAAGAGUUAGGCCACUCAACUCAUCAGAAAAGGAGAAGGCUAGUAAGAAUAUCAUCAAGCUUCCAGGAGAUGGGGCUAUUUGGAUUGAUAAUAGCUUUGGUCAGAUAAAGCCAUUUACUUUUAAUGUUGUCCUUGCGGAAAAUACCAGCCAGGCUGAGAUGUUUGAGGAAUGUGGGAUAAAACAUCUUGUUAACAUGGCUCUAGAGGGGUAUUCUUGUACUGCUUUUGCUUUUGGUCAAACUGGAUCUGGCAAAACCUUCACCAUCACUGGACCACUGGACGGUCAGUACCAGGAAGGAGCCUUGCCAACUCCAGAGAUGCAAGGACUUAUAGAGAGGUCAUUCCAGUACAUGUUCCACGAAAUGGAGAGAAAAUCUGAAAGAAUCAGUUACACUCUGAGGGCAUCCUACCUAGAAGUCUACAAUGAAAGGGUCAAAGACUUGCUGAACCCCUCCAGUGCGCAUGAUUCGCUGCCAGUCCGCUGGUCACGUAACCGCGGCUUCUACGUGGAAAAUCUGUUUUUCGUUGAGUGUGACAAUAUGGACGAUUUGAUGGCCGUGCUGGAGGAGGGUCUUAGGUACCGUCAGGUCGGCUCGCAUAUGAUGAACGAUCACUCAAGCAGAAGCCACACCCUUCUCACUGUCUAUAUCGACAUUGAAUUGUGUGAUCCCGAUGACGAAUCCGGCUUCUCAAUUCAGCGUCAUGGAAAGCUCAGCUUUGUCGAUCUCGCAGGAAGUGAACGAGUAAAAGAGACGAAAUCAGUUGGAGGGACUUUCGCGGAAUCCCAAAACAUCAACAAAAGUUUGCUCACUUUAGGUAACUGUAUUUCUGCUCUGAGCGACCAGAAGAAAAGAGCUGGGCACAUUCCAUACAGAGACAGCAAACUCACCAAACUAUUGGCUGAUAGCCUGGGAGGGGAUGGCGUUACGCUUAUGAUUGCAUGUAUUUCACCCUCUUCCUCUGUCGUGUCUGACACGUUAAACACCCUUCGUUAUGCGAACCGAGCCAAGAAGAUUAAGAACAAGCCAGUAGUACAAAUGGAUCCCAAAGAACGUCUGAUCAUGACGCUAAAGCGCGAGAUCAAGCUUCUGCGGACGGAGAAUAACUACUUCCGCCAACAGCUCGGGUUGCCAAGCAGUGAGUCUCAAACAACCAUCGCCUCUGAUAGCUCCAAGGAGAGCACCGAUGAAAACUCCAACAAAGUUUUAUUGAAGCCAGGGUCACCUGUACAGCGGCAACCAACAAAAAUUGAAAGUCUCCUUCUCAUCGAUAAUGAACGAAAAAGACUCACAACGGCAAGCCUGACGGCUGGUGCAAACAGUGGUCUUUACGACAUGUUGCAAGAGUACAUGAUGGAGAAUGAACUUUUAAGGACAGAGAACUCAGACCUUCACAAAUCACGAGAGGAAGUGUCAAGACAACGACUGCUUGUAUCUAGGGAAAACGAUCGUCUUGUGAAGAAACUGGAAGAUUUAGAGAGGGUGUUCAGUUCUUCGCCGUCGUUCGAACGCCGCUCAGGCGUGUCUGAGGGAUCUGUACCCAGUCAUGAUAAUCACAGGAGCAACUCGCAUCCCGAUCCCUCGCAUAGCGCUAGGACGAUGAGGGCAAAUUCUGAACCCAGGGGGGUACCCUUGCGCUUCCCACCGCUUUCCAACGGACCUUAUCCGAACUACGUCAACGAAACAUGGCCGCCAACACGUAAUAACAAUGACCUGUCCGACGUGUCAGACGCCCCGUACUCUGCGCAUGCGCGGUCACUACCUGAGAACAGAAGGGAGCACACUAACCGCCAGCCAAUCUCCAAGUCGAGUCCAGCUAAACUGCAAAAAACCGCUCCAUCGUCUAUCUCUAAGCCUUCAGGCGGCUACGCAAGCUUAUACAGUAAAAACAAGGAGAAAGAAAAACGCACGAAAAAGCAGUCUAGACCCAGCGAAGAGCAUCCGGCUUCCACGCAAAUUGUCCAGCCAGCGCCUACCGGACAUGCGCAAAAGGCUUAUGGCUAUGCUAGUAUGAUGACAUACGCGUCACCACAAUCGUACCAGACCCCCGCAGGCUACAGUCACGGUUACUCGGAACAAAUUCAGUCUGGGGUACCGGAAGCAAAUGUAAACCUGUACCAGCCUCCCGUCGCGGGUAAUUAUAGCCACGGUUAUUCUGGACAGAGACAGCCUGGAGUACCGGAAAUGAAUAUGAAUGCAUAUUACUUGCAUUCGCAAACGCAAGCAUGGUUAAAUAAAGAUCGUGGAUCAGAUAGUUUAGACCCUCGUGUCAACCAUCACCAACAUACAUCACACAACCAGCACCAAAACAGCCCGAACAGAUGACACACACACACAGGCUAUAUAUAAGUCAAGCUUGUAUAUACGCAACCAGCACCAGAACAUCACGUUAGCCCGAACAGAUGACACCAAGUCAAGCUUGUAAAUACGCAACCAGCCAACACCAGAACAUCACGUUAGCCCGAACAAAUGACACUAAGUCAAGCCUGUAAAUACGCAACCAGCAUUAGAACAUAACGCUAACAACACCAGAACAUCACGAACCCAGCACCAGAACAUCACGUAAGCCCGAACAUAUGACACCAAGUUGAGCUUGUAAAUACGCAACCAGCACCAGAACAUCACGUUAGCCCGAACAGAUGACACCAAGUCAAGCUUGUAAAUACGCAUACUAUCAGGCUCAGCAUGGCGGCCCAGAGACAGGAAGCCCAGAUGGUUGAACCGGCUAUAUCAAUUUUUUUCAUGGACCACGUUUUCCGUUAGAGAAAAGUCUACUGAGGACUACUUGAGAACUUCAACAAGUUUUCAUGAUACUUCGUUAAUUCGCUUGGUUCUAGAGCUUUGAACGUAACUAGCUAGUUUACAAGAACAUUAUUGCCUCGUGCUCAGCGCCGCCAUUUCAGUGUAUUCUCAGCUUGGCUUGUCAGUAACUGAGAGACGUGCGUGGCUCUGAGCUUGGCUUGUCAGUAACUGAGAGACGUGCGAGGCUCUGAGCUUGGCUUGUCUAUAACUGAGAGGCGUGCGUGGCUCUGAGCUUAGCGUGUCUAUAACUAAGAGGCCUGCUGGGCUCUGAGCUUGGCUUGUCAGUAACUGAGAGACGUGCGUGGCUCUGAGCUUGGCUUGUCUAUAACUAAGAGGCGUGCGAGGGCUCUGAGCUUGGCUUGUCAGUAACUGAGAAACGUGCGUGGCUCUGAGCUUGGCUUGUCAGUAACUGAGAAACGUGCGUGGCUCUGAGCUUGGCUUGUCAGUAACUGAGAAACGUGCGUGGCUCUGAGCUUGGCUUGUCUAUGACUAAGAGGCCUGCUGGGCUCUGAGAUUGGCUUGUCAGUAACUGAGAGACGUGCGUGGCUCUGAGCUUGGCUUGUCUAUAACUAAGAGGCGUGCUGGGCUCUGAGCUUAGCGUGUCUAUAACUGAGAGACGUGCUGGGCUCUGAGCUUGGCUUGUCAGUAACUGAGAAACGUGCGUGGCUCUGAGCUUGGCUUGCCAGUAACUGAAAGACGUGCGAGGCUCUUAGCUUGGCUUGUCAGUAACUGAGAAACGUGCGUGGCUCUGAGCUUGGCUUGUCUAUAACUGGAGGCGUGCGUGGCUCUGAGCUUGGCUUGUCAGUAACUGAGAGACGUGCGAGGCUCUGAGCUUGGCUUGUCUAUAACUAAGAGGCGUGCGUGGCUCUGAGCUUGGCUCGUCUAUAACUAAGAGGCGUGCGUGGCUCUGAGCUUGGCUUGUCAGUAACUGAGAGACGUUCGAGGCUCUGAGCUUGGCUUGUCAGUAACUGAGAAACGUUCAUGGCUCUGAGCUUGGCUUGUCAGUAACUGAGAAACGUGCGAGGCUCUGAGCUUGGCUUGUCAGUAACUGAGAAACGUGCAUGGCUCUGAGCUUGGCUUGUCAGUAACUGAGAAACGUGCGUGGCUCUGAGCUUGGCUUGCCAGUAACUGAGAGACAUGCUGGGCUCUGAGCUUGGCUUGUCAGUAGCUGAGAGGCGUACGGGGCUCUAGGACCAGGAUACCUGAUAUACUUAAAUAAACAUAAAUUAAAGUAGGUUACUUCAAUGUUGUGCGCAAACUCUAUGCGCACCUUAAAAAGUAGCCCUUCUCCACAUUGUUCAGUUGGUCACUCAAAGUAUGAUACUUGCAUGGGAAUUAGAUGCGUUUUUCAAUAUUCAACUAUAUUAACUUUAAAACUACCAUAUAAUAUUAACUAUAUAUUGACAAUUCUGUCAAUUUCAACUCAAUCCCGACGAUUUCCAACAUCUAAAUCAUCUGGCUUUCGUCACUCAAUUUUUUUAAGCGUUUUCAUUGGCCAGCACUGAAAUGGCUGCCAAUCACGUCACCUCUCCAAAAGGCGCAGACCGUUAGCAGUUGAAAAUUAGACAGUUCGAGAACAUCGACAAUCGCAGUAUAACUUGGUGGCCAAGUUAGCGCGUGUCGCCUUUAAAAUCAUUUAAGCCAACAAUUUUGGAAAAAGAGAUGUUUAAUCGAGAAAUAACAUGUUUUUAAAAUAUCGUGUAAACAUAAUAUAUGGUCGUUACCACUAUUUUAAGUGUAAAGUCCUCGUUUAUUUCAUUAGUAUACUUUGUACAAAGAAAUAAGUAUGUAUUAAUAUAUAGUAUAUAUUAGUAUUAACGAUUUAUUAUUUGACUACUUACAUUUACUAAAAGGGCAAGAAAGCAUUGUACACGUAACAACAAAGUCGAAAGUUUACUUAUUUGAAAUCACUUUUAGCUUCCCCUAAACAUGAUAAAACUACUCCAUGAUUGGAAAAA
Molecule: messenger RNA, 5616 nt
Organism: Nematostella vectensis (starlet sea anemone)
Lineage: Eukaryota; Metazoa; Cnidaria; Anthozoa; Actiniaria; Edwardsiidae
Product: kinesin-like protein KIF12
Exons: 24
Coding region: 575-3181 (868 amino acids)
Biological process (GO): microtubule-based movement
Molecular function (GO): microtubule binding; microtubule motor activity; ATP binding
Source: RefSeq, a predicted model, not a curated record